Molecule: messenger RNA, 840 nt
Organism: Chrysochloris asiatica (Cape golden mole)
Lineage: Eukaryota; Metazoa; Chordata; Mammalia; Afrosoricida; Chrysochloridae
Gene: C1QBP
Product: complement component 1, q subcomponent binding protein
Exons: 6
Coding region: 1-840 (279 amino acids)
Biological process (GO): cytosolic ribosome assembly
Cellular component (GO): mitochondrial matrix
Source: RefSeq, a predicted model, not a curated record
AUGCUGCCCUUCUUGCGCGGUGUGCCCCGUGCCCUGGGCUCCGCCGUGGCCGGCCUCCGCGCCGCCGCGCCCUCUCCGCCGCUCCGACAGCUUCUGCAGCCGGCGCCACGGCCGUGCGCCAGGCCCUUCGGGUUGCUCAGCGUGCGCGCGGGCUCGGCGCGGAGGCCCGGCCUCCUGCGACCCCGCGGGCCCUGUGCCUGCGGCUGCGGCGCGCUGCACACGGAAGGAGACAAAGCAUUUGUUGAGUUCCUGAACGAUGAGAUUAAAGAAGAGAAGAAGAUCCAGAAGCAUAAAUCCCUUCCCAAGAUGUCUGGAGGCUGGGAGCUGGAAGUGAAAGGGACAGAGGCCAAGUUAGUGCGGAAAGUUGGAGGGGAAAAAAUCACUGUCACUUUCAACACUAACAAUAGCAUCCCACCUACAUUUGAUGGGGAGGAGGAACCCUCAGAAGGGCAGAAGACUGAAGAACAAGAGCCUGAACUGACAUCCACUCCCAAUUUUGUGGUUGAAGUUACAAAGAGUGACGGCAAGAAGGCCCUUGUGUUGGACUGUCAUUAUCCAGAGGAUGAGGUUGGACAAGAGGAGGCAGAGGAGAGUGACAUUUUCUCCAUCAGGGAAGUGAGUUUUCAGUCUACGGACGAGUCGGACUGGAAUGACACUAAGUACACACUCAACACCGAUUCCCUGGACUGGGCCUUGUAUGACCAUCUAAUGGAUUUCCUUGCGGACCGAGGAGUGGACAACACCUUUGCCGAUGAGUUGGUUGAGCUCAGCACAGCCCUGGAGCACAGAGAGUACAUUACUUUUCUAGAAGACCUCAAGAGUUUUGUCAAGAGCCAAUAG